AUGCUGAAGAUCGGCGAGCGGGCUUAUCCUGUGGAUCCCUCACGCGACCCGCGAAGACAGAGGGGCUGCAGCAAAAUAGCCGCGCCGCUCGACGUCGGGCAAGACGACGAUCCGCUCGCCCAGCAGAUGGUCGCGCUCAAACAGGAAGACGCAGCACACGGCGGCAGACGGGACGCCACGGCGAACAAGCUGUCGCCGCCGCCAGACGGAUCGAGCCGGAGUGGUCGCAGGAACUCGGUCGACUAUCGUCGCUCCGCGGAGAUCGUCGCCGGCGCGGCGCUGCCAGCGUCCGACUGGCGUUCGACGUCGCCAAACCCGUACCCGAAGCACAUGCUCCCGCCGUCAAAUUCGUUCCCUGGUGAGCGCAAGUCCAUAAGCCGGCUGGGUAGUCGUCCUGGGAGUGUUAUUGGGCUGCCAGGGCAGGUCCGAGCCCCAGCCAGAGAACAUCAGCGCCCGACGAGCCACAACAGUGUUGGCAUCGUGCUCGACCCCACAGGUCGUGUAGCACUCGACGAGAUGGCGAACAGGUAG
Fomitopsis serialis is the source of this 531-nucleotide messenger RNA. RefSeq lists its product as uncharacterized. The coding region runs from base 1 to 531 and encodes 176 amino acids. Lineage: Eukaryota; Fungi; Basidiomycota; Agaricomycetes; Polyporales; Fomitopsidaceae. The transcript is spliced from 3 exons. The record is from RefSeq and is a predicted model, not a curated record.